Penaeus indicus is the source of this 504-nucleotide messenger RNA. RefSeq lists its product as uncharacterized. NCBI's taxonomy places the organism in Eukaryota, Metazoa, Arthropoda, Malacostraca, Decapoda, Penaeidae. The transcript has 3 exons. The record is from RefSeq and is a predicted model, not a curated record. Bases 28 to 342 code for a protein of 104 amino acids.
GACUCUGUACCCGAAACAACCACCAGUAUGAAGGUUAUGCUCCUGGUCCUCCUUGGCCUUGCCGCCCUCGCCGCCGCCCGCCCCGAUGAGAUCCUUGACUUCGAGGGCGACGACGCCGAGCACGACCAGGAGGGCGAGCCGGGCAAGGCCGUCACCGGAGAGUACAAGUGGGAGAGCCCCGAGGGCAUCGAGUUCGUGGUCAAGUACAUCGCCGACGACAAGGGCUUCCGCGUGCUGGAGUCCAACGCCGUGCCCUCCGCCGGCGGCGUCCGCGCUGACGGCGAGCAGGCCGACCUCGAGGGCGACGAGGACUACUCGGAGGAGGAGGAGGACGACAAGUAGAAUGGGAGAUAAUGAGCGACGGGAGAUAAUUGCAACGUGAACAGAGGUGCAAUUGGCAUCAGUGUGACGACCUGUAUCAUAUCAAAUCUUAUGGAUUCGUAAUUUAUAUGUUGUACAUAUGUCUUGGCAUGUCUUGUAAAUAUACUUUCUCUGCUAACUGGA